This is a messenger RNA of Ruditapes philippinarum (Manila clam), 1438 nucleotides long. RefSeq lists its product as uncharacterized. NCBI's taxonomy places the organism in Eukaryota, Metazoa, Mollusca, Bivalvia, Venerida, Veneridae. The record is from RefSeq and is a predicted model, not a curated record. The annotation marks the transcript as partial. The transcript is spliced from 9 exons.
CAAUGAAUGCUUACCUGUAUGUUAAGAUAACGUUGAUGGAUAUUUGCUUAUAAAAUGGGGGGCAAUCAAAGUGUACGAACACCUCAACCAACACAAAAAUCAGAUGUGAAGCCGGCGUCUAAAAGUAGUGAAACAUCAACUCAAACUGAUGAUGUUGUUAAUGAAGGCGCCUCUAAUGAAGUCACUCAACCGGGAACUGGAGCAGACAGUGCUGCAGUCAACACAGAUACUGAACCGGACAGUAGUGUUAUUCCAGACGCUCCUCCACCUUAUACAAGGCUAGGCGAAGAAGCUUCUGACGAUACCUCUGUGAAAAGGGACCUGUCUUCAGAAUCAAAAAAGAGUCCGCCGGAUGGCGAAUCUUUAGAUGACUUGAAAUUUGCAAUAGAAAAGAGUAAUAUUGACUUUAACGAAAGGCUAGCUUCUUUAGAAAAGUCUUUACAGAGCAAUAUUGAGCAUCAGGGUGAAACCAGUAAGGCUUUAAUGGAUCUCCAAGACACUGUUUACACAUAUUUUGAGACGAGAAAUGAAGAUGUAACUACAAGUCGCCAAGGAGACGAUACUAGGAGACGAGAGCAAUUUACUGAACGACUUGGCAAGCAUGUGGUGGAGCACUUGCUUAACAGUGAGGUAUUUAAAGACGUGAUGCAACAAGGCAUGGGUAUCGGCCAAAUUGAGGAACAACAAGAAAAGGUUUUAGAACACAACAAAGAUAACGAAUCCAUCACCAGUCAGAAAGACAAGCCAGAGUCCGGGUUAUUAGAAGAUAGCACUGAUUUGUCUAAAAUGAAACUAGUAACCUCGGUGGAUUCUAUUCAUAAAAUUCCAUCUGACCUGGCCUCUGUCAAUCUUGAUGAUUUUAGAGAAGUCAGUUUUGAUGAAAAUAAACCUGAAAAUCCAGUCAUUUGCAAAGAUAAGAAGCAGAAAGACUUUCGAAUAGAUUCGAAUGUUUGGAAAUUAUUUUUGAACAAAGUAGACAAAGGAUAUGAGGCAAAACAGUUACUAGAAAUGGGGAUUUUGCCCGAUAAAUAUUUGCUGAAAAAGAUUGGCCCAGCGCUAAACCUUAGAUCAGACAUUUUCCAGUCGAUCUGUCAGUGCAUUUGUCAAUAUAUAAAAACAAGGUCAAGUAAGAUAGUGAAUGUUUGGACGGCCUUUAGAUACAAUAAGUUUGACAAGCAUUGCGGAGAUGAAAUCAUAUUUGUUGUUAUAACAAAGGAACCAGAGGAAGCUAUAAAUAUCGAGUAUGAAACGUACCAAAGAUGCUUAUACGAAAUUUCCGACAAAUGUGAUAAAGAAAACAGUAGAAUACAGUUGGAGGAAAAUAAGCACAGACUUCAGCGAUGUACAGAUAGAGAUUUAACAAAGUGCUUAAGAAAUAAUGCCAAAACAAUUGAUGAAAAAAAACAUACAAAUCUUGACGAGAGCAACUAUAAGUUGG